Messenger RNA from Lichtheimia ornata, 1644 nucleotides. RefSeq lists its product as uncharacterized. The record is from RefSeq and is a predicted model, not a curated record. Lineage: Eukaryota; Fungi; Mucoromycota; Mucoromycetes; Mucorales; Lichtheimiaceae. The coding region runs from base 1 to 1644 and encodes 547 amino acids. The transcript is spliced from 7 exons. Gene Ontology annotation, molecular function: CoA-ligase activity. Gene Ontology annotation, biological process: secondary metabolic process.
AUGGUUAUCUACAAAUCCCAGUGCGACCCUAUUCCUAUUCCCAACCUCGAUCUUUAUACGUUUCUCUUUCAAGAUAGUCCUUUUAACACACAACGUGAUCGUAACUUGCCCUUUGUCAUUGAUGGCAAGACCGGCAAGACAUUGUCUUUCAAUCAAAUCUUUGAUCUCUCGGGCAGGAUAGCUUCUGGAUGGAACAAUACAGUGGGAUUAAACAAGGGCGACGUUGUUGCUGUGUUCGCACCCAAUCAAUAUGACCAUUGUGUGCUAUACUAUUCGCUGCUGGCAGCCAAGUGCACCAUUUCACCAGGUAACCCUGAUUACACAGAAGAUGAAUUCCAGCAUCAAAUUUCAACUUCGGGUGCCAAGGCAUUGGUUACAAUUCCUGCUCUUCUUCCUGUACUUGAACGUGUUUGUGCAAAGAACAACAUCCCCAAGGAACGCAUUUUUGUAUUUGGCGACUCCUCUUCCGGUUACAAAUCCUUCUACGACCUUGGCAUCAACCAACCCCAUGUCGGGCAUCCUAUCCAUGGUCUCAAUGGCAAAGACGACCUUGCUUUCAUUUGCUUCUCAAGUGGAACAACAGGUCUUCCCAAAGGCGUCAUGCUCACCCACCACAACUUUAUUGCUCAAAUGAUUCAAGUCACCAGCUUCGACCAGAACGCCAACAUUGCUUCCGAUGUCAUUCUCGGCUUCUUGCCCUUCUACCAUAUCUUUGGUAUCACGUCGCUUAUCUUUGGAGCCUUUUAUCGUGCCAAUCCUAUUGUCAUCCUGCAAAAAUGGAAUAUCGAGCAGUUUUGUCAGCUGGUUGAAAAGUACAAGGUGACCAACGUUAAUAUCGUGCCUCCCAUUGCUGUGCAGUUGGCCAAAAGCCCCGUUUUAUCAAAGUACGAUUUGACUUCAUUACGUAUCUUGGGAUGUGGUGCAGCUCCCUUGGGAAAGGAACAUGUCGAAGCAGUACAAGCUCGUAUCCCAGCUGCGAUCAAGCAAGGGUACGGAUCGAGUGAAACUUGUGCUGGAUGUGUUUAUCAACGUGUGGGAGUCAGCCCUGCUGGAUCGAUUGGUUACCUCACUGCAAACACUGAAUUGAUGUUGGUUGAUGAAAAUGGCAAUGAAUUGGGAGAUGAUCAAGAAGGCGAGGUGCUUUUACGUGGUCCCGUUAUCAUGAAGGGAUACCUCAACAAUCCAGAAGCCAACGCCAAGACAUUUACAGCCGAUGGAUGGAUGCGCACAGGCGAUGUUGGCAAGUUUGAUACGAAGACAGGCGAGUUUUACAUUGUGGAUCGUAUCAAGGAAUUGGUCAAGUACAAAGGUUUCCAAGUAGCACCAGCAGAACUUGAAGCUCUAUUGAUCAAGCACAACGAUGUAGCCGACAGCUGUGUGGUGGGCGUAUAUGAAGCGGCACAGGCUACAGAGCUUCCAAGAGCUUAUAUUGUCCUUCAACCCCAUGCAAAGCCAAGUCCUGCCAAGGCUAAGGAGCUGAUGGAAUAUGUAGCAAGCAAUGUUACCCAAUACAAGCGCUUACGUGGUGGUGUUCGGUUUGUGGAUGCUAUUCCCAAGAGCCCAAGUGGAAAGAUCUUACGACGGGAAGUAAAGAAAUGGGUCAAAGAGGAACAAGAGCAAGAAGGUGCACGCGCCAAAUUGUAA